This is a messenger RNA of Fusarium mangiferae, 1293 nucleotides long. RefSeq lists its product as uncharacterized. NCBI's taxonomy places the organism in Eukaryota, Fungi, Ascomycota, Sordariomycetes, Hypocreales, Nectriaceae. The coding region runs from base 1 to 1293 and encodes 430 amino acids. The transcript has a single exon. The record is from RefSeq and is a predicted model, not a curated record.
AUGGCAAACUCCCCAUCAUUGACCAUGUCGGCUCCUGGGAGCAACGAACAGGAGAUCAUCUCCAUGAGUACCCCUGGAGAUUCUGCUUAUCGUCUCCUAUCAAAGGAGGUAUUUAACCCAGCUUCCAUUUCCAUUGAAGAUGGCUACAAUGAGAAGUAUCUCGAGCCCGCGAGAGCGACCCUCAAAGAAAUACCACAUCUUAUCUAUAAGGAACUUGAAAUAAUUUUUUUCGAGCAUUCUGCAGCAGAGAUACGGAUGUGUUCAGAUCUCAAGAUUGGAUGGCGUGCAGACCACUGCAUGAAAACGGUCAACACACCACAUCUCUCAAAGCCUAUAGUUGGACCCUAUCAUCUUGACGACUGGUCAAAUAAAGAAGUAAUGGUCUAUUUCGAACAUAGGGCAGUUGACAAUUUUGAUAGUCAAAAGAUCGCCCGGUAUAUAUUCCGAGAGUGGCUACGACUCCACAACGGCCGACCAGUCUUCCAGCGCGGUGGCUUUUUCGGCAAACCCUUACUCUUGCAAGAGAACGGUCCUCAAAAUCUCGAACAGUUGUCAACGUUUCAUGGCGAUCUAUCUCAAUACGUAUCCACUCAUGUAGAGCACUUGGUGGAGUUUAAGCCUGGGAGAAACUGGUGUUCGAGUUAUCCUGGAGAAGAGCCACCUAAGGAUGAAAGCCCAGGCGACAUACGAUCUUGGCGAGAGCAUGGUCACCACAUGUCCCAUCUGUUCCGCGCCCUGUAUCUGGUUGUUGAUAAUCAAUCGUUGCCAGAUACUACAGGCCCAUACUAUGAACCGCCAGGGUUGGAAGGCUAUGACAGGAUUCACAAAUUGGAUCAUCGAGUGGAGAAGCAGUUAAAACCGUGUACAGUUCUUCUCGUCAAAACAGGGGAUGAUGCGCAUCUGUCUUCACCCAUCAAUUUUCUUCCACUGUUCGAGGCAGGGCUAGCAUCCAAUGUGAACCGCGACGACUACAUUGGCGGUCCUGGAGAGGAAGAAACAGCUGUUCGAGUUAGUCUCGACGUCGCGGUUCGCUUUGUAUGGGAUCUGCUACAGAGGGAGAAGGCGUCUUUUGAUGAAUUGGAGAACAAAUACCAAGGGUUGGAAGAGGAACAAGAUCAUCGUUUUCAAGACUGGCUAGAGGAUGUGAUGUCUCAUGCUGAGGAAGUAGGGGCGGAUCAUAACCUCUUUAUGUGGUUUGCUUCCCGCCGUGCUCUUGCGAGAGCAAAUUGCGAGGCUUUUGACGAAAGCCAGGUGUAUCCAGUUUGGGAGCGAUUGAGGACGUGGGAUUUAUAG